ACACAGGGUCCACUAUAGGCUUAUUUGAGAAGAUAUAAUCAACCCCUGAAACUCGCUAUAGAGAUGAGCAGUUCCUAAAGGUAGGCUUAAGUUACUAGUCAAUUAAAUCAGAACGAAUAGAUCAUUUCUCAUGACAAUCUUCUCCUCACAUUUUCCCGCGACUUGAGGCCCGCAACUUGCUCCUCCACCUCCAAGUCCCAGACGCCAGCAGCAAUAGCAGCUACCUCAUCCGUUCCAGACCGUCAACCGCCCGAGCACAUGAGGCAUCUGGUCACCAAGUAUUUCCGACGGCAACGCUUAUAGCUUUCCAGUUCGUUCAGAUGUGGCUCUGGGACGCGAUCCAAAGGAGUUCCAGUCCCAUCGCUGCAUCUCGACUCAUCUCCGCCUGCACAGAGCCAAGAACGCAAACCGCAACCCUCCCAGCGAUAGUCCCGGGCGGUCACCAUCACAUUAAAUCAAGUUUUGAACAUUUAAAGAUAUAACUAGUACAAGCACAAAUAUCUUCUUUUUAUGGAGAAGUAUUUUCUGCAGUGCCUAAAGUGGUUGUUAAAUUUAAAUAAUCGUCGCCAAAAUGUUUUGGGGUUUCUUUUGGGCGAGUAUAUGGCCAUGAUUCACUCCUCAUAACACUGAUGGUCUGGACCUGGCAAUCCGAGGCUCUUAUACCCGACUCAUUACUCAAUGAACGAGGACAUUUAUGACAUUGGUUGUGAUCGUUAACCCCUGGAUGUGUUAUUGAGUCAGUUCCAGGGUUUUGAGGUCGAGAACACAUGUUCUCUGGGCGAAGGGCUUCCUGUCUCAGUCCCACAUCACAGACACGCAGACGCCCGCCAGGCUGAUGGGAUUACACAUCCGAUUAACGACUUCACUGCAGAUAGGCCUGUUGCAUCUUUAUAUAGCAGGGUUGUAACGUAUAGUGUAUUUUAAUGUUGAAGAUAGAUCGCAACUAGUUUCAAAGCCAGUCCAACGCAUAUUAGGGUGCAUUACCGGGAAAACAUUGAUAUUUCAUCUGUUGUGGACUAUUGUGCAUUUUGGUAUUUUGGCUAAAUUAUUAUCAGUCCAACGCAUAUUAGGGUGCAUUACCGGGAAAACAUUGAUAUUUCAUCUGUUGUGGACUAUUGUGUAUUUUGGUAUUUUGGCUAAAUGAUUAAAUUAAUAAUAAUAAAAAUACAUUUAAUUUAGAGGCGCCUUUCAAGACACCCAAGGUCAAAUAAAUUCGCCUGUUAUCAUAGUAGGCUACACUUGGUGAAUGUAGCCUAGCUAAACAGCUUUUCUUAAUAAAACCAUGAAUACUUUUAGUAUCGGCACAGAGCAGAUGAGUGAAUGAUUUUUGUUGUAGCUUCAAAGUAAAAAUGAAAUAGAUCGAAUAUAAAUGACCCCUUCUACUUAAUGGUAUUGAGCCUUCAGAAUCAAAGAAAGACACCUCCAAACUAAAAUUAAAAGGGAUUUAAUUUGUCUAGACAACCAAAUAUUUAUUUAUUUAAAAAUAGUCAGUGUGGUCUUUGGGUCCCUCUGUAGGAAUAACGGGAAUAACACCUGAGGAAUAUGAAUCAGGAUCUUAUUGCGUACGAGUGUACAAUACAAUAUCUUUAAUGCUGUUGCAAUCUCUUAAUCUCUUUAUCUGAACAAUAUAUAUAUAUUUUUAAAUGAAACAAUUUUACAGACAGUGUGCUGCAACGAAUUAUUUGAUGCUGUUAUUUACAGAAUCUGGAAAUCUAGAGGUGGAUAAUUAACAAUUUCAAAAUAAUAAGAAUAAUCCUGAUGUUUUUUAGAGUUGGAAAUAUCAGUCAAGUGGAAAUAAUUGUGUGUGUACUUUUAAGUUUAUUUUUUGCAAGGCGGAACUAGUAGGUCUUGGAAGAUGCAACGCGGAAGGACUUUCCGGAAGGACUUAUUUGUUGCCUACAAUUUUUGGUAUUAAAACUGCACUGACAGUUUUAUCUUACCUCCUUACUAGGUGGAGGGAUGAGUUUAUUCCCUGCGAUUGGCACAGAGCUGCCAGAUGCAGCCAAUGGGGUGGCCGCACCUGUCGCCACGCAAACAUUCAACGACAAUGGCCCCCACAGCCACACCCAGGCUCCCCUGAGGUACGGAGGGGGCAGAGUACCUCAUCCUGGUCACAGAGUGGAGGAGGAAGAGGAAGGGUCUCUCGGAGAGAAUCACCUCCACUCUGAGACGGACCAACGUUCAAGAACCCACAGUACGGACUCCAAAAGGCAUGUGAAGUCGUCGCACAAGUCACGUGCUUCCAAAGCCUCCCUCGCCGCCGCCGCCACGCACACAACAGAUGCCGGACGACACACACAGUCUUCGAAGGCCCGGCACACCCCCGAGCCCCCUGGCGCAGCUCUGCGGUGGGCCCCAGUCAGUGCAGAAGAGACACAGUCCCUGGGAGAUGACGGGGAGAUGGAGAAACAAGAUGGGGAGGAGGAUGAGAAGGAGAGACAGUGGGUGGGUCAGCACGCAGAACCUGGUGAAGAACUGGGGUCCUCGCGGCGCUACUCCUCCUCGGCCCCGGGGCCCAGCUCCUGCGGCUCCUCCUCCUCCGCCCGGCCGCCGCCGCCGCCCCCGGAGGAGAGCCCCUGCCCGCCCCACGUCAUGGCCCAGGUGCGUGUGCGCAACGUGCCCGAGCGGGAGCGCAUCGUGCGGGGCAUGCAGGACAGCAAGAGCCUGGACGAGAUCAGCCAGGCUUGUGGAGGGGGUCUGGGGUCCCGGGGCGGCGGCCGGGGGGGCCAGUCUGAGGGCCGCAGGGCCACCAUCUCCUCAGCCUUGGAGCUGGAGGGCACGGUCAGCCAUGACGGAGACCUGACCCACUUCAUCACCAAGAACCUGGAGCAGAAGAUCAAGCUGAGCUCCAAGCCCAGCCUGGACUGUAGCGACUCCGACUGCUCGGGGCCCAUCCUCCGCAGCCGCGGGUCGGCCCGGAGACCGGCGGACAUCCCGCCCAUCGACCCUGCCGUCCUAUUGGACCUCGAGAGACACACCCAGGAAGUGGCUCGCAGUGUGGAGCUGAUGAUGCGUGGCCUCAACGGGGCCAUCCAGAAUAUGACUGCACUCAGCGUGGGCUACAUCCAGACCUAUCGGGACUCAGUGGACAGCCUGGGAGAGUCUGUGGACAUGAGCAUCAAGGGAAUGUACACCUUGAUGGCGCGUUGUGAGGAGCUGGAUCGCUCCAUGAAGCCCAUACACACCCUGGCCGCUCAGAUACACGACAUCAAGCGCACCCUGGACACGCUGGAGGCCAUCUGCAAGUAACCCCGCCCACCCCACCAAAGUCAUCCAAAAGCCAGCUGCUAAGAUCUAUAGAUCGUGCUCACCCGGAGCGCGCUAGAGAAAAGAACAGUACAAAGCGGGAAUCUCACAGGCAAACAAAAAAAGACAUUAGUAUACAUUUAUGACUGACCCCGCCCGCCUCUGCGACACCUGCUAUACCAACAAAACAAGCACUCCUCAGUGGCUCCGUCGUGAACUGGGAUGCUUUGGGACUCAUGGAAUACCUAUUGCCAGGAUCAGCACGGGAUCGAAUGCUAACCCCGUACUCCGGCAGACCACACGGCCACCGCAGAGGCGAACUUUUAACCGUCAUGGAAACCUAGAAAUCGCCACUUGAUUUGUCAUUGAACCUGUCUGACCACUGUUUCUAGGCUAGAGCUGUACGUUCCAAAACAGAACCUUAAUCAUAAUCACAAACACACACACACACACACACACACACACACACACACACACACACACACACACACACACACACACACACACACACACACACACACA
This is a messenger RNA of Gadus chalcogrammus (walleye pollock), 3768 nucleotides long. It is a transcript of the gene borcs6, whose product is annotated as BLOC-1 related complex subunit 6. Gene Ontology annotation, cellular component: BORC complex. Gene Ontology annotation, biological process: lysosome localization. The transcript is spliced from 7 exons. Bases 1960 to 3249 code for a protein of 429 amino acids. Lineage: Eukaryota; Metazoa; Chordata; Actinopteri; Gadiformes; Gadidae. The record is from RefSeq and is a predicted model, not a curated record.